GGAGCCGAGCCAUCGACGCAUCCUUGUUGUGGCCUUGUUUGGUCACCCAAUUUCCCUUCAGCAACAACCACAGCAGUGACCAUCCCAUACAACAAUGUCCAUCGCACCCAUCACUGGAAAAAUCAGAAAAAGGCUCUGGCUUGAUCUCUCCGUGGGCCUGGGUCUCGGUGUUUCCUCUGCUUAUGCUUUCUGGUAUGGCAUACAUUUGAAAUCUGUGCAACGCCAGGAGGAAUUCUACCUCAGACUCGAGCGCGCCAGACGGUUGGGCCAGGCAUAGAGUGGGAGAUGCUGAUGUUGCUGCUUCGGUCAUAGAGCAAUUCGAAUUAUCCAUCGCCACGCCAUAACAUGGGAGCUACGUGUAAAAAAUGGCUGUAAUACACAUAAUGGCAUUAUCUCCGCAGAAAUGUCCAUGUCAUCACACUUAUAACACGGAGAGAUAUUAUAAAUAUUCAUCUCUACAAAUGAGCCAUCUUUGACUUAAUUCACUUCAAAAAUUUAAUCCAGAUAAACUC
Serpula lacrymans var. lacrymans S7.9 is the source of this 512-nucleotide messenger RNA. RefSeq names its product subunit VIIa of cytochrome c oxidase,COX9 (gene COX9). Gene Ontology annotation, biological process: mitochondrial electron transport, cytochrome c to oxygen. Bases 95 to 277 code for a protein of 60 amino acids. Lineage: Eukaryota; Fungi; Basidiomycota; Agaricomycetes; Boletales; Serpulaceae. The transcript has 4 exons. The record is from RefSeq and is a predicted model, not a curated record.